AUGACAUCCGUUAGAUGGAAACGUAAUACUGAAGAUGAAUUACCUAAAAUAAUAGGAGAUUUGGUUAAUAUUUCUACUAAUAAAAUAUUAGAAAAAAAAGAUGAUUUUGUAAAGAAGUUGGAGGAGUUAAGCGUGGAAGUAAACAAUAAAGAAACAGAACUUUCGGAAAAGGUGGAAGGACUGAAAAAAGAAUUAUAUAAAUAUGAUGAACAAAAUAGGGUAUUACCAUUAGGAAUAGAGAUGGAAGAAAUAGACAGUUUGGUUUGUGCUUACAUGGAAGAAACAAAACACAACUCAAAAGAAAAAGAAGUUAAGCAAAAAGAAGCUAGGGCAAUAGAAAGCGAACUGAGGAAGAAAAUAGGAGAUGUAGAUUUGGAAGCAACUAUUUUUCAAAAAUGUGAAGAAAUAGCUGAAUUAAAACUUGAAUCGGAGCAGUUGCAAGAAAACACCUCGCGAUUGGAAGCCAAAAUAGAAACCAGAACGAACACUUAA
Messenger RNA from Paraglomus occultum, 492 nucleotides. The record is from the annotation of a GenBank genome assembly. NCBI's taxonomy places the organism in Eukaryota, Fungi, Glomeromycota, Glomeromycetes, Paraglomerales, Paraglomeraceae.